AUGGCGUCUCACUACGGAAACGGAAGCACCGAUGGCGUGGAGGCGUCAAGGCAUCGAUCAACCAUCUCGAGGAGCAGCGAGACCCCGACACAGCAGGACGAUGUGGAGAUGAAAAAGGCCAGGAAACGGGAGCAAGACCGACUUUGCCAACGACGGAAGAGAGAAAAGGACCGCGAGAACCUGCGACGACUCGAAGCUCGAUUGAACGGACUUCAGAACCCGGAUGAACCAAAAGUCGUUCUUGACUUGAUCUUACGCCAUGAACAGGACCAGGAGAGACUGAACCGACAAGCUGAGCGACUUCGUCAGAUCGAAUCACUCAUUCGAACAUCUUUGAGUGAUAUUGGACCAGAGACAUCAUCAUCGACACCCAACGACAGUGUUGUAGAUGCCAAACCUGACGUUAAGAGUACUAGCAUGCCGACAGGCGGUAUCUCAUCAGCAGAUGCAAGUCUACCACUUUACACGACAGUGCAGGGCGCGCCAAUGCCUACUGCUACCGCCACCUCGAUGAUCAUGCCCGUCAGCAAUCCUGCCAUGCUAGCAUCUCAGUACCCCAUGACAAUUCCCAUCACCAUGCCUCGAGCGCAGACGACGAUGCAAGGUUCUGUCAUGCCAUCAUCUCCGCGUGACAACGACAAGAUCAGCACAAUCACAGAUGCCAUGUCUGCCGUACCCAGCGUGGCCGCAGCUUACACGGACGAAGCAUUCGAUCAACACAUCAUCAUCAUGGUUCUAAUCCAUGGCUGGGAUGCCGUCACUGCAUAUAUGCAGCUCGACCCAUUGUGGACACUGUUACGCCAGAUUGAUGUUAACGCCUGUUCACAAUGGAGAAAGGUGGACCGCAUGGUGGGCUUGCUGUCCUUCCGUCGCAUGAUGAGGGGUAUGGCUAUGGGCCCCCAGGCAAUGGCUAACAUAGAGCCCAAGUUCAUGCGACCUCGACCUUCUCAACUGCAUGUACCCCAUAUACCGAACGGCGAUUACUUCCCUUGGCCCGGCGUACGUGAACGCUUCGUCUUUGAGGGUCCAAAGUACAACGACGACACCUGGCUCCAUCUCUUCAACUCCAGCACCCGCUUCAUGUGGAACUCCGACUUCUCCACCACGUUUGUCCAGAACGACAAACAGCUCUUCCAAUUCUCGGACGAGUUGUACAAGCGCUUCUGCAAUCUGAGCUGCUGGCGCAUUGACGCCGCCUUCCUCGCCGUCUACCCAGAGUUCGCUGGCGACAUACCCACCUACAACUCCGUGCCCAAGAAGAUCGAUGACAAGCCAUACGAAGGAGAGUUCUUCUUUGGCUCGGAGAUUCCGGACGGAGACACACACAGCGGUGCUGGUGCUGCUGGCGGAGGCCAGUGGAUCUACGACCAUGGUCGAUGGUACAUUGCCGGAGCCGUGAAAUGA
Molecule: messenger RNA, 1404 nt
Organism: Aureobasidium subglaciale EXF-2481
Lineage: Eukaryota; Fungi; Ascomycota; Dothideomycetes; Dothideales; Saccotheciaceae
Exons: 2
Coding region: 1-1404 (467 amino acids)
Source: RefSeq, a predicted model, not a curated record